AUGGCCAUUGCCAAUGUCCUGGAUAGAAGGCAAUGCAUUGAGCUCAUCGAUUCGUGCGGCACUUCCACGCUCGCCAAACACAUCCACACUCGAAUCCCCGCCCACAUUCUCCGCUGGGACGCAUUCGUCUCCAACAGGCUCCUCAAGCUCCAUGGCAAGCACGGGAAUCUCCCACAGGCAGAGGAGGUGUUUAACACCCUCGACGACGAUGCCAGGGACUCCUUCUCCUGGGAUUUCAUGCUCACGGCGUACACUCAAAACCGGCAAUUGGACAGCGCCAGGGGCAUCUUCGAUCGAAUGCCCGCGAGGAAUCUGUUCUCUUGGACCCAGAUCAUCGUUGCAUUCGCCCAACAGGGGUUUCUCACAGACGCGCAAGCGCUGUUCGAGGAAAUGCCAGCACGGGACACGAUUUCGUGGACUUCACUGGUUGCGGCAUUUGCCCAAACAGGGCAUGUUUUUGCAGCAAAACUCGUGUUUGAUUCCAUGCCAGAGCACGACGUUGUCUCGUCAACCGCGAUGCUUGGUGCCUACGCACAAGAGGGAAAUGUUUUUGAUUCCAGGAAUCUCUUUGAGCGCAUGGAGCAAAGGAAUCUUAUGACGUGGAACACCUUGCUAACGGCAUAUACCCAAUCAGGGUAUCUCGAGAGAGCCAUUCAGGUCUUCAAAAGCAUGCCAGAACACAAUGUGGUAUCUUCUACUGAGAUACUCAAUGCGUAUGCAGACGCUGGAAAGCUUGAGUCCGCAAAGCGAUUGUUUGAUUCCAUGCCGGAGCAAGAUCUCGUCUCAACAACAGCUAUGGUCACGGCAUUUGCCGUAAACGGGCAUCUGGAAGGUGCCGAAAGAAUCUUUCUCGGGAGAAUGCCAUUCCACGACAUGGUGUCUUCGACGGCAAUUCUCUCUCUUUACGCUCAAACGGGUCAUGUUGCCAAGGCAUGGCUAGUUUAUCAGAGAAUGCCUUUCUGCAACCUGGCCACCACAACUGCAAUGCUUGCCGCAUAUACCAUGAACGGGCAUCUCGACGAUGCCAAGAGAAUCUUCUUCAGCAUGCCUCAGCGGGACUUAGUCUCGUCAACGGCAUUGCUGACCGCAUAUGCCGAAGCGGGAAAAUAUUCAGAUGCCGAGAGGAUGUUCAACGAAAUGCCGGAAAGAGAUGUUGUAGCCUCGACCGCGAUGCUCUCCACAUAUGCCCAAAGCGGGCAGCUUCAUCUUGCGGAAGCUAUCUUUCAGUCCAUACCAGAAAAGAAUCUCAUAGUCUCUACUGCGAUGCUCGCCGCGUACACGCAAAACAGGCAUCUUGAGCACGCAAAGAAGAUCUUUGACGAAAUGCCAGACCAGAAUCUCGUAUGUAGAAACGCUAUGCUCAAUGCAUAUGCCCAGAACGGGCAUCUGGAGGAGGCCGUGAGAAUGUUCCACGCCAUGCCGGAGCACGACACAUUCUCCUACACGGCGAUGCUGUCGGUGUGCUCCCAGGCAGGAAACAUCAGCCACGCCAAGAAGAUCUUUGACAGGAUGCCGACACAGAAUGUCGCGUCGUGGGGGGCAAUGAUGACACUCUACACGCAGACCGGAUGCUCCGCAAAUGUCUUUGACGCCUUCUACACGAUGAAGACGGUGGAUUCGCCGGACGAGACUUGCUUCGUCCUGGCACUGCUCGCAUGCAAUCACGCCGGGAAGCUCUACCUCGGCAAGUCGUGCUUCGCGUCCAUGAUCGUGGAUUACGGACUGGAACCCACCAAGCAGCACUACUGCUGCGUGGUUGAUCUUCUGGGCCGAGCUGCCCGGCUCAGCGACGCGCAAGAUCUCCUCGCAAACAUGCCUUUUGUGCCGGAUCCAUUCGAAUGGAGGUGCUUCCUUGGAGCGUGUAGAAGCCACAGCAGCCUCCAACACGGUGCCAAAGCCGCCAAAUCGGUUCUGGGCCUCAACUCCAAGGACUCCUCGGCUUAUGUACUUCUUUCCAACCUGUAUGGCAUGACCGCAUAG
Messenger RNA from Selaginella moellendorffii, 1980 nucleotides. RefSeq names its product pentatricopeptide repeat-containing protein At4g02750-like. The record is from RefSeq and is a predicted model, not a curated record. Bases 1 to 1980 code for a protein of 659 amino acids. NCBI's taxonomy places the organism in Eukaryota, Viridiplantae, Streptophyta, Lycopodiopsida, Selaginellales, Selaginellaceae. Gene Ontology annotation, biological process: RNA modification. The transcript has a single exon. Gene Ontology annotation, molecular function: protein binding; RNA binding.